AUGAAGAAUGGCUCGCUCGAGGCAGCCGUCUCCAAUGUCAGCCUUCAGUCACCGACACCGCCUCGUUCGGAUGGACCGGCUCCCAUCAUCCAGUUUCGCUUCUACGCCGGCGAGCUUGACGCAGUUCAGCGGCUCAUAGAGACCGAGCUGUCUGAGCCUUAUACGGUCUACGUCUAUCACUAUUUUCUGCGCACAUGGCCGCAGCUAUGUCUCUUGGCUUACGACAUGUCAAGCGAGCCAGCCGAAGCUGUAGGCGUCAUCGUAUGCAAGCUCGACGUACACAAGAGUGGCCGAAGGCGUGGCUAUAUCGCCAUGCUCUCCAUUCGGCCAGACAGAAGAAAAAGAGGCAUUGCCCAGCAACUCGUCAAGCUGGCCAUCGACAGCAUCGUCGACGAGGGUGCCGAGGAGGUACGCAUGCCCUUGACGCAUCUGCCGACUGCACGCCUUUUACAUCAAUCGAAAGUCUGCGUUUCGACUGGUAUUACCUAUCGAGGCACCGAUUCUGCAAUUUGA
This is a messenger RNA of Mixia osmundae IAM 14324, 513 nucleotides long. RefSeq lists its product as uncharacterized. The record is from RefSeq and is a predicted model, not a curated record. Lineage: Eukaryota; Fungi; Basidiomycota; Mixiomycetes; Mixiales; Mixiaceae. The transcript is spliced from 6 exons. Gene Ontology annotation, cellular component: NatC complex. Gene Ontology annotation, biological process: N-terminal peptidyl-methionine acetylation. Bases 1 to 513 code for a protein of 170 amino acids. Gene Ontology annotation, molecular function: protein-N-terminal amino-acid acetyltransferase activity.